AUGACCAUCAUCCAGUCCUUCGCGCUGCUCCUCGUGUGGGCGGCGCUCCUCGCGUACGCUGCCUACAGGGGAUACAAGAUCUUCAUCACGCUCCUGGUGCGCGCCCUCCGAUGGGUCCCGCACCGCGCCACCUCCCCGACCCCCUUCGGAGCGCGCUUCGCGUCCGGCAUCCUUCGCUCCUUCUCGCUUGACGACGACAAGUUCUUCUGCGCGGACGGCGCGCCCGAAGAGAUCGCGAAGAAGCGACGCGCGGGCAUGGACAACCUCGCCAGGUCCUUCGACGAGCAGUUCGCGGCGUCGCAGAAGGCGAGCGAGACCGUCCUCGACGGCAUAUCGGACCUGCGUUUCACCGACACCAACCGCGUGCCCUUCCCCUUCCAGAAGCUGGUGCGCGAGCGGCUCAACGUGGCGACCCUGGCGCUCUCGUCCGAGGGACCGCACAUUGUGGACCUCGACGGCAACCGAAGCCUGGACGUCUCCGGGUCCUACGGCGUCAACGUGUGCGGCUACGACAACUACAAGCGGUGGAUGGAGGCGGGAUGGCGACGGACCAAGGACCUGGGCCCGGUGCUCGGCCCGCUCCACCCCAUCGUCGGCGAGAACCUCGCGAUGAUCAAGGCGGUGUCCAAGCUCGACGAGGUGUCCUUCCACAUGUCGGGCACCGAGGCCAUCAUGUGCGCGGUCCGACUCGCCGCGUUCAACACGCGCCGCAAGCUCGUGGUCACCUUCGCCGGUGCCUACCACGGCUGGUGGGACGGCGUGCAGCCCGGACCGGGCAACGAGCGUAAGAUCACCGACGUUCUACCGCUCAAGGAUAUGUCCCCAGCGUCGCUCAACGCGAUUCGAGCCAGAAAAGAUGAAAUCGCCUGCGUCAUCGUCAACCCGCUCCAGGGCUUCAACCCGAACUCCCCGCCCCCGAACGACCUGGUGCUGAUGACCGCGGCGAUCCGCAAGGCUGCCGAUUCGGCUACGCUGGACCACUACGCGGUUUGGCUCAAGGAGCUGCGGAAAGUGUGCACCGAGUGCGAGGUGCCCCUCAUGUUUGACGAGGUGUACACCGGUUUCCGCAUGGCACCCGGCGGCGCGCAGCAGUACUACGGCGUUCACGCGGACAUGGUCGUCUACGGUAAGACCCUGGGCGGCGGCAUGCCCUGCGGCGUGGUGUGCGGCAAGAGGGAGCUCAUGCGCAGGUUCGACCCGGAGCGGCCCCUUCGGGUGUCCUACGUCAUCGGGACGUUUGCGGCUCAUCCGCUGACGAUGGGCGCGAUGAACGAGUUCCUCCGGUGGGUCACCACCCCAGAGGCUGAGCAGGUGUACGAGAAGAUCGGUAAGCAGUUCGAGCACUGGAUCAAGGACGUGAACGACGAGAUGAAGGCGGAGAACCUGCCGCUGUCGGUGCACAACCUCACCACCGUGUGGACCGUGAUCUUCAACCAGCCCGGUCGGUACCACUGGAUGUUCCAGUACUACCUCCGCGACGAGGGCAUCGCGCUCUCGUGGGUGGGCACCGGUCGGCUCCUCGUAUCCCUCGAUUUCGUCGAGAACGAUUUCGAGCUGCUCAAGAAGAAGCUCGUCAACGCGGCGAAGCGGAUGCGCGACGACGGGUGGUGGUACCUCGGCACCCCCGACAAGCCCAUAACCGCGCAAUCCAUCAGCGCCGCGAUGGGCAAGGAGAUGGCGUACAACACCGUGAUGAAGACGGUGCGCGAGGGGCUCCUCGCGGAGGUGCUCUGUCUUCCCGAGCAGCACGGACCUAGGGCGCCGAAGGCUGUCCCGCCCGAGACGCUCCAGGAGUUUUACGAGGAGGUGAUGCGGCGCAAGGAGGACGACCACGCCGCGUCCCACAGCAACACCGUCAACCAGUUCAUGCACCUCAUCUCGUCCACGAUAUUCAUCAUCAACUACUACACCAUAUGGAGCAACUGCACCGCCACGAUGGCCACCGGUCUGUUCUCGCUGUUCCUGAGGCAGAGCGGCCACGCCAUCUUCGAGCCCCCGUGCCACGACGAGGAGGAGCUCCUGCUCGGCUUCAACACCAGGUCCAAGUGCUUCGUCGUCGCCGGAUACACCCUCGCGCCGCUCAUCUCGCUGCUGCGCCUGUCGAACGACGUCGGGUUCUUCCUGGCGCUCGCGUCGAUUGCGAGGUCGUGGCUCGGCGUCACCCUCUUCUUCGUCCUCGGGCACACCGGGCUGCUGUGGAUGCAGUACGGGUUCCGGAUCAGCAUGGUUUGGUUGAUCAAGCUGGUGACGGAUCCCUUCACCGACGUCUUGGUGUACUAUCCCUCCGCCGUGACCGUGUGGACCACGAAGGAUUGGCAGACUGCGACGUGGGAUAACUUCCUGUCGCAUCUCAGGGGCGAACCCAAGGAUGACGGCGCGAAGAGUGCGGAGGAGAAGAAGACGCAGUAGACGCGAGCCGAAAUUCAACCACAACUUCUCUCAACGUAUGAGUGCCGCUAGCAG
Molecule: messenger RNA, 2463 nt
Organism: Micromonas commoda
Lineage: Eukaryota; Viridiplantae; Chlorophyta; Mamiellophyceae; Mamiellales; Mamiellaceae
Exons: 2
Coding region: 1-2409 (802 amino acids)
Molecular function (GO): pyridoxal phosphate binding; transaminase activity
Source: RefSeq, a predicted model, not a curated record